Elgaria multicarinata webbii is the source of this 4764-nucleotide messenger RNA. It is a transcript of the gene GOLIM4, whose product is annotated as golgi integral membrane protein 4. The record is from RefSeq and is a predicted model, not a curated record. Lineage: Eukaryota; Metazoa; Chordata; Lepidosauria; Squamata; Anguidae. Gene Ontology annotation, cellular component: Golgi apparatus; Golgi membrane. The coding region runs from base 829 to 2979 and encodes 716 amino acids. The transcript has 16 exons.
CCGUUGGAGAAAGCCAGUGCCGGAGUGGAAGGUGACACGUAAGUGCGGGGCUGGAAGGCGGCCAAGGCAAGGCGGGCGAGAGGAAGUUCUUCUUCCCAUCAGUUCAGCAGGGGCAACGAGGAACGGAACUUGAGCCCGCGGGCCAGCGAAGCUGAUCUGGACUGGCGAACCGCGAAGAGAAGCCUGCCUUUGGGGAAGGGGUCUGGGAGGGAUCGCUCUGUACGAUCAGGAGCAAGGGAGGGGUUGCGAGAAGGCAGUGCCCCCUCCCCCUCCACCCGAGUGGGAGAGAGAGAGAAAGAAGUCAUCCAGGCUGGUUGCACAGAAAGACAAAAAAUAGAGCCGAUCUGGAGAGAUCUCUGCAGAAUAACCUUGGGAAUCGCCUUCAUGGAGAGCUCCCCAAAGCAAUUUGCAAGCAAAUAGAGACCAGUCUGGAGAUGCUGCGCUUCUUCUGAGCUGCGUCUCUAAGCCAAGCUAGAGGAAUUUCAGCCUCGACGUACGUGGAGAGGUGAAUUGGAUCCAUCUAGGACCAUUGGAAGUGGAGGACGGCAGUUGACCUGGCCUCUGCUUUGAACCUGGGUCCUUUGAAAUCCCACCUUCCUGUCCAGCCUGGCUGCAGCAUGAGCAAAGAUACCUGGCCAAAGGUAGUGCAGUGCCAGGUUGCAGCUGGUUAAAGUUAGCGCCACGGUCUAUGGCAGCGGCUGUGCUUGGGGCUCCAGCUCUCCCAGGUCCCAUCACCGCUGACGCCAUUGCCCAAUGCUGCCACUGAGCGCUGCCUAAAAGCUGAAGUCUCGAGGUGGACGGGCACCCGGAUCCUCCAAGGAAGGGACUAUGGGCAACGGGAUGUGCUCCCGAAAACAGAAGCGGAUCCUGCAGUCCCUCUUGCUCAUCACCGUGGUGUUUGGCUUCAUCUAUGGGGCGAUGCUCUAUUACGAGGUGCAGAACCAGCUGAGGAAGGCUGAGGCUGUGGCCCUCAAGUACCAGCAACAUCAGGAAUCCCUUUCGGCUCAAUUACAAGUUGUAUACGAGCACCGGACAAGAUUAGAAAAAUCUUUACAGAAAGAAAGACUUGAACAUAAAAAAGCAAAAGAAGAUUUUCUUGUUUAUAAACUAGAAGCACAAGAAACACUAAAUAAAGGAAGGCAAGAUUCCAAUAACAGAUACAGUGCACUGAACGUGCAACACCAGAUGCUGAAGAGCCAACACGAGGAACUAAAGAAGCAGCACUCAGACCUAGAAGAGGAGCACAGGCGACAGGGGGAUGACUUCGGCAGAGCGGUCGACGAUCACAAGCAGAGAUACGUGCAGCUACAGCAAGAGAAAGAGCAGGAGCUGUCCAAGCUGAAGGAAUCCAUGUAUAAUCUGCGAGAAGAGAACAGGCAGCUGAGGAAAGCCCACCAAGAUAUUCAUACCCAGCUACAAGAUGUGAAGUCACAGCAUAAGAAUUUACUCUCCCAACAUGACCAGCUUGUAGUGACCUUGGAAGAACACAAGAGUGCGCUAGAAGCUGCCCAGUCCCAGGUGGAGGAAUUCAGGCAGUUGAAGGACACCCUCAAAAAGAUGCCUAGUUUCCAGAAGCCGGAAGGUUUUCAGCAGCCAAACGGUCCGCCAGUGACACCAGGACCUUCUCCUCCCAGUGACUCCAAAGCACAUGGCACAGAUGUGGCUGAAGAGCAAAAGGAGAAUACGCUGAAUGCUGAGCAGCCACUAGUGGGAGAAGAAACCAACAGAGGGAUCCACUUGGAAGGAAGAGAAGAUAGAGUGGAACCAUUCCAUCCUGGCAAGAAGGUGAUUGAAGGUCAUGCACCACGGGAAUUAAAUAUUCAGCAGAAGCAAGAAGCAGGGGAGGAUGAGGAAGAGGAGCAACGUGUGGAGCAGGCUGCAGAGGAGCAUAAAAAGGAACUGGAAGAGGAAGAAAUGGAGCAAGCCGGGCAACCGGAACACUUAACGGAGGACCUUGACCAAGCCCAAGAAGAGCAUGAAUGGAAGGCGAAAGAACAAACGGAAGAAGAAACCAACAUGCUGGGUGAACACAAUCAUUCAGAGGAACCACCAACUGUGAAGACUAUAACAAGGUACAAAUCUGCCUACGAAGAACAGCUGGAACAGCAGAGGCUGGCCGCCCAAAGAGCGGAAGAAGCCAGUCGCCUCAGAGAACACCAGGAGUCUUUGCAUCAGGGGAGGUUACAAGAGCAGUUGCUACGGCAGCAGCAGCUUCAAGAGAGAGAGCUGACACUACGGAGACAGGCAGAGCAGGACGAAGAACAAUUUAAACACCGCCUAAGCCAUCAAUCCCAUUAUGACAACCUAGAUCAGGAUAUUGUACAAAGAGAAGAACACGGUGCCCAGGAAGAAGAAGACGAAGAAGAAAACUAUGAGCAGCAAAACCAGCAUCCAGAGGAAGCAGAGGAAGAAGAUCCCAAUAAUGCAAAUGAGCAACAUGAUCAGGAACUGGAGCACCAAGCAGAAAGCGAGCAGAAUGAAGAACCAGUGAGUUGGAGAGGUAAGACAGCAGGCGAUGAUGUCAACCCAGCAGAUGAUCCCAACAAUCAGGGAGAAGAUGAGUUUGAGGAAGCUGAGCAAGAGAGAGGAGAGAGUCUACCUGAUGAGAAUAAGCAGCUAAAACCAAAUAACCAGAAACAAGGGAAUCCUGAAAUGGAAGACCAUUUAGUGAUGGUGGGUAACCCUGAUCAGCAAGAAGACAAUGUUGAUGAACAGUACCAGGAAGAAGGAGAGGAAGAGGCCCAGGGAGAUCUUACCGAAGAGAAGAAGAGGGAACUGGAACGCAACGGUGAAGAACCAUAUGGUGAAAACGAUGAUAAUGCUGAAGAGAAAAUGAGUGAAGCUGCAGAUCAAGAGCAAGAAAUUCAAGAAGAAAACCAUCAGAAAAGAGGUCACGACGACAACUAUGAGGAGGAGGACGAGGAAGAGGAGGAAGGUGGUGCUGUGGCAGCAAAAGCCCGUAGACGAGGGGAGAUGUAACUCUGGGCUGCUUGGAAAAAUGAAAACGGGGCUGCAAAAUAGGACGGGCGGUGAGGCACGUGGGGCCACCUAUUUUCAUCCCUUCGUCUAUAUGCUAGAGAAAGACAGAAUGAACUUUUUUUUAAAAAAAAAUCAAUAUCUAUUUUAAAUUUUUCUAUUGGCGGUCCUUGUGCAUUUAUAUGAAUACGAUAUUUUAGGUUAUCGUUCCUUUUAUAUGAGAUAGUAUGUGAGAAAAAUGAAAAACAAACAUUUUUUUCUCUUUAUAAACAUUAAGUUUCUUUUUAAAAGUCUGGAGAUGAGUUUCAGCUUAAAAUCUGUUUGGUGUUGUCCAAACAGCAAUCAGCCUUUAGCUUAAGGGGAGGGGGAGGGGAAAUACCACACAUGCAUCAAAACUAGUGCCUGAGCUUGGUAUUUGAGGAAGGGUGGGGUGAGGCGUUGCGCCCUUAUCUCCGUCAUAUACUCUGCUCUAUGGAACCCCGCGCUGGUGCCUUACCUCAUGUUAAUUUUGAUUUGAAUGGAUUUGGCCUGCAUCUUUUCUGCAGUGGCUACAUAACGGACUCCUGGCAGAUGAUAUAGCAUCUGGGUUACCAUGCCUAAAAUGACGGUGUUUCCAGACCCUUCCGCAUACCCUCGAGACGCAGUGGAUGAAAAUUGCGUGGUUUUUUCCACACCCAGUUGUUGCCUUCCCUCCCAGGGAGGUGUUAAUUGGCUUGGAUUGAUCCAUGCAGCUAUCAUAUUUAAUACACAUGUCACAGCCACAACCACAUGUCACAGCCACAACCACAAAGUGAGGCAGCAGAGUGUGUGUGAAGAGGUGCCGUACUGAAGAGUUACUUUGGGCCAUUCAAAUGGACAGCCCAGGUUUAUGAUUGGAGACGUUAACCCCAAGGUUAGUUGCCAUGUGAAAAUAGAUCUGUCCUUGAUCUUUCAUUGACUUAUUUCGUUAUCUCAAGAUGCAAAGGCACCACUGAAACCAUGGAAUUCCUUCUGGUUAAGCAGGCUUAGGUUUGUAUUAUUGAUGAAUUCCCCCUCCCAUUCCCCCCUAUCCCUUCUAGUUCAGAAGAUGACCUCUGUAAGUGACCCUGUUUUCCAUCUGGUUUGUUUACUAUCAGCCACACACAUUUGGAAGACACAAUCACAUGUUUUUGUUUUAACGUUGCAACUCAUAAAAUGUUGCACGGGGUUGCUUUUCAUUUUUUUAGACUGUUAUAUAUAGUGCUUUUCUGAAGGGCUCAAAGUUGCUUCACAUACAUUAACUCAGUAAUCCUUACAACAGCCUUGUCAGGUAGACCAGUGUCAUUGUCUCUAUAUUUCAGUUGGGCAAUGCUGAGAGAAGGUGGCUGGCUGAAGGCUACCCCUACUGUUAGCUUCAAUCACAGUCAGUUGUUACAUGUCUGCACUGAUAAUUAACCAUACUUCACUCCUGACUAGGAUUUCAAACCAACUUCAAACCCUUGAUUCAAAUCCUGGUUAGGAACGCGGGGUGUUGAAUUCAUGGAAUGAAUGCGGAGGCUUGAAGGUGGCGAGGAAGAGUGGCUGUAAACCUGUGUCCGAUUGCUUAGCCAUGGCUAAGGAGUGGGCAGUGUUAUCGUUUUCAGUGAUCUCCAGUUUGGGAAGUUUGAAAAAUACGCAGUGGAUUCCAAUGAGUUCAGAUUUCUGUGAAUCUGCCCUGCAGAUUCCACAGUGGUCCAGCUUUUUCUGAGUCACAUGGACUUGUGGACUGGUAUUUUACUUUCUGAAAUUGUAUGCAAAUUUAGUACUACAAAAAUAAUAUAUAUAUAUAUA